This is a messenger RNA of Frankliniella occidentalis (western flower thrips), 1295 nucleotides long. RefSeq names its product glutamic acid-rich protein-like. NCBI's taxonomy places the organism in Eukaryota, Metazoa, Arthropoda, Insecta, Thysanoptera, Thripidae. The record is from RefSeq and is a predicted model, not a curated record. Bases 258 to 1295 code for a protein of 345 amino acids. The transcript is spliced from 4 exons.
GCACUCGCCUGCAAGCCGCUGUGUCACACCUUUGUUUUGUCGCAGGCAAGUUCACGGGGCAGUUCAUUCAGUCCAAGCGGAGUGAGCGAAACGAGAAACGUCGCCGCGUCCGCAGAAAGAGGCUGGACACUGCCGGCGCUAGGUCCAAGCCGCGCGCCCCCGCCGCGGGGCCGGACAACAACUACGGCCACCUGGACCAGCUUGCCCCGGUCCUUCCUGACCCUCCCGUGGACGACCCCACCGCGUUGCAGCAAAAGAUGGACAACUUCAUGGAGACACUGUGGGACGACGUCCGGAACAGGGCAGAUGAGCUGCAGAACUUGGCGCAGGGCACACCUGAGUGGCUCAAUGAGCGUUGGGGCCGCCUCACUGCUGUGGACUUUGGCGAGGUGUGCAAGCGCCAAGAUACCACGUCUUGCAAGAGAUUUGUAACUGACAAGCUCUACAAGAGCAAAGUGCAAGGCCGUUUGGAUGAUGUAAAACAGAUCCAACAUGGAAAGCUGAAUGAGUCGCUCGCCAAAGAGAGACUAAAGACAAAAGGCUACCCUUCCAUAAAAGAAUGCGGUUUUUUUGUAGAUAAGGACAUGCCAUUCUUAGGCGCCAGUCCAGACGGCCUUAUUGGAAGCGACGCUAUCUUGGAAGUGAAAUGCCCCUUCAAAGCUUAUGAAUCAAAGACAAAAAAUGAGGCUAUGGACAUGAAACUGGUCACGUACCUGGAGAGGGAUGGCAAUGGAGAGGUCAAACUGAAAACAAACGAGGAUUACUACUAUCAAGUUCAGGGGCAGCUCCACAUCACCAGGCGACAGAGAUGUGUUUUUAUGGUGUUUGCUAAACACUGGGAGCACAUAGAAGAGAUAGAAAGGAGCAACCACUUUUGGAACACCAACAUGCGAGACCAACUUGAAAGAUUUUAUAAAGGGGCACUUCUUCCGGAAAUUGCUAUGUCUCGCUAUAAGUAUCGCAACCUGAAGGAAGACAUACGGGAGUUGCCGUCAGUGAUAGAGGCACAGGCCAAGGCGGUACGAGACAGAGCAGAAAAGGAGGAAAACAACCGAAAGAAGAAGAGGGAGCAAGAAGAAGCAAAGCAGAAAAGGAAAGAGGCCCAGGAGGCAAAAGAGAAGCAGAAAAAGGAAGCACAGGAGGCACGAGAGAAGAAGAAAAGGGAGGCAGAAGAGGCCAGAGAGAGAAAGAGGAAGGAAGUAGAGGAGGCUAGAGAAAGGAAGAGAAAGGAGAAAGAGGAGAGAGGAGAUGCCACCGGGAAGAGGAUGAGAGGCAAUGUUCAAAGAAAGCCAUAG